Melanotaenia boesemani (Boeseman's rainbowfish) is the source of this 1134-nucleotide messenger RNA. Its product is annotated as polyadenylate-binding protein-interacting protein 2-like. The record is from RefSeq and is a predicted model, not a curated record. Gene Ontology annotation, cellular component: cytoplasm. Gene Ontology annotation, biological process: negative regulation of translational initiation. The transcript has 4 exons. Bases 166 to 567 code for a protein of 133 amino acids. Gene Ontology annotation, molecular function: mRNA regulatory element binding translation repressor activity. NCBI's taxonomy places the organism in Eukaryota, Metazoa, Chordata, Actinopteri, Atheriniformes, Melanotaeniidae.
CGAGCGACUGCAGAGUGACGCAUGAGAUGUAAACAAACAUAGGUAGCGCGGCCAUUAUUGUUCCAGAAGAGUUCUGACAGUUCACCGUUGGUCUUCUUCUGUUGAAAUAAUCAGCUCUUCAGGGCCGCACACCGAACCGCACAGAUCCACUCCGGACCGUGAGACAUGAAGGACCCGAGUAUCAGCAACGUCGUCCCCAACAUGUCGGUGGGCGGUGAGGUGAUCUUGAGCAGCCAGUUCAACUCCGAGGAGAACCCGUUCGCAGAGUACAUGUGGAUGGAGAACGAAGAGGAGUUCAACAGGCAGGUGGAGGAGGAGCUCUGGGAGGAGGAGUUUAUCGAGCGCUGCUUCCAGGAGAUGCUGGAGGAGGAGGAGCAGUGGGAGUGGUUCAUCCCAUCCAGAGACCUCCCCUCCACCACCAUCAGCCAGCUGCAGGAGCAGAUCAGCCUGCUGGUCCUGGACGCAGACAUACAUGCGGACGUGGACGACCUGGAUGUUGUGAUGAACAGCAGCCUGAAUCCCAACGCCAAGGAGUUCACCCCGGGUAUCCAGAAACAUGUCAUGUGACCCUGCUGGGCUCCGCCCCCUCUGCUCCAGCCCGCACUGUGACAUCAUCAACAAGAUGUCUGCUGUAUUUUCCAGCUGCCACUCAAACCUUCAGCCUGAUGUGUUGCCAAAGUUCUGCACUCGCCUUGCAUGUGUUGAGAAAAACGUUCCGUUUGCAUCACUUCCUGUUUCCUGUUGGACACCCCACCGGCCUGACCACCUGUGUGUGUGCGUGCGCGCGUGAGUGUGAACUCUCUGAAUGUAAAUCAGCUGAGAGGAGUUUCUGUGUCACUUUGAGUUUAGAACAAACUGCGUCGUGUUUCAGUUGCACUUUUCUUCUCUGUCUGCUGCUGUCAGACCUCCUGUAGGUGACGUCACCGUCGGCCUCCUCGUACCUUAAACCACUUUCUGGUCCUGGUUUAACCGAGUUAGUUUAGAGUGUGAUCCAGUUCAAAUCUGAUCCGGUUUGAGCGGUUUGUGCUGGUGUGCUGUUCUCCCUCCUUUGCAUUUCUUCUUCUGUUGCCUCAUUAACUGAUAAAAGUGUUGACUUUUUUUUAAACGCACAGAAAGUACUGUAAAAAAAACAAA